This is a messenger RNA of Trichoderma gamsii, 1437 nucleotides long. RefSeq lists its product as hypothetical. The transcript has 3 exons. The coding region runs from base 1 to 1437 and encodes 478 amino acids. NCBI's taxonomy places the organism in Eukaryota, Fungi, Ascomycota, Sordariomycetes, Hypocreales, Hypocreaceae. Gene Ontology annotation, molecular function: oxidoreductase activity; FAD binding. The record is from RefSeq and is a predicted model, not a curated record.
AUGAGACACCCAAUCACAGCGCAGCAGGUGAAUGAGCUUGCCGCUCAGCUAGAUGCUUCUACUCGACUACUUACCGCCGCAGAUGGCGAUUAUUAUGAAAAGUUAAUCUCCCGUUGGGCAGAUAACGCUGUGAAACGUGCUGGUGCUGUCGCUGUUCCCGUUUCAUAUGAUGAAGUGUCCAAGCUGGUCAAAUUCGCAUCUGCUAAUAAGCUUGAGCUUGCCGUGAGGGGAGGCGGCCAUUCUACGGGAGGAACUAGCUCUACCGAAGGCGGACUCACCAUUGAUCUCUCAAGGAUGCGUGCCGUGAAGGUUGACAAAGACACGAAAUUGAUCGUUGCUCAAGGCGGUGCCCUCUGGGAAGACGUCGACAAUGCCGCAAUCGAGAAAGGCCUGGCAACAGUAGGCGGGACUGUGAAUCAUACAGGCAUUGGCGGCUUAACGUUGGGUGGCGGCAUGGGCUGGCUCACGGGCUUAUACGGCACUGUUGUUGACAAUCUGGUCGAAGCUAAGAUUGUCGUUGCCGACGGACGCAUCCUGUCCGUCUCAGAAAAUGAGAAUGCUGAUCUAUUCUGGGCAAUACGCGGCGCGGGCCACAAUUUUGGCGUUGCAGUUGAGUUCACUUUUCGAGGAUAUGACCAAACAAACGAGAUUUAUGCCGGUGGCUUGGUGUUUACUCCCGAUAAGUUGACCUCUCUGGUGGAGGGAUUCAAUACCAGGAUGAAGACUUCAGAGCCCCAAGCUGCGGGUAUGCUUCUCUUUGCAAAGCCCCCUGGGAUGCCCGUUGCCGUGGUUGUCGUCAAUGUCUUCUACAACGGUGAUGAAGCUGCAGCAAAGGAAUAUUUCAAAUUCCUAUUCGAUUUACAACCUGUCGCCAUCACCGCGAAAAUGAUGCCCUACAACCAUCUCAAUGCGCUAUUGAAUCCUCUGGCCACGCAUGGGCGCCGCAAAGCUCUGAAAGCAGUCACGGUCACCAACCACAUUGAUGUAGCGUUUGUACAAGAGCUUUACAACGACUAUUCACAGCAGCUAGAGAAAAAUCCCGACAUGUCUGCGUCGUUUUUGGGCAUAGAAAUUCAUGACGUAUCGAAAAUCCAGAGCGUGCCUUUGGAGUCGAUGGCGUUUGCCAACCGGGGGCCUUACAGACCCGGUAUUGUCGGGCUGGAAUGGACGGACCCCAAGAUGGAUGAGGAGAACAGAGCCUGGGGGCGAAUGAUUCAGGCCAAGUGCCGACAAGCUAUUAUCGCCAGCAAGGAGUUUUCCGGGGAUACUAAAACUUCAUUGGAAUAUGCCAACUAUGUUGAGCCUGGCGAUCUUAUAACCGAUAGGCCCUUUGGCGGCAAUCAGCAACGACUGGCCAUACUGAAACAGAAAUACGAUCCCGAUGUCCUGUUUUACAAAACAAAUCCCAUUACGCCACUACGUACCGAGGCCAACUAA